AUGCUUGAGUUCGUGAUGGACAAGGCAGCCGCUACUCACAUGUUCGAUCGCGUGCAGCACCCGGCGUUCCAGCGCGUGCAGCAUCCGGCCACCGACGCCGACGCCGCCGUGCCGCCCCGCUCAUCGCGUUCACAGGACAGCAUGGCCAGCCGGGCGCUCAUAGCCAGCGAGAGCGGAGUGACGUUCGGGGGCAGUGACGGCGCCCGGGCGGCUGUGCGCAUGCCGCGCACGGUCGGCGCCGCCUCCGGCACGGCCAUCAUCGUCGGCACCAUGAUCGGCUCCGGCAUCUUCGUGUCGCCGCAGGGAGUGCUGGAGCGGACCGGCUCGGUGGCGCUCUCGCUGCUGGUGUGGAUGUCCUGCGGCGUACUCUCCGCGCUCGGCGCGCUCUGCUACAUCGAGCUGGGCCUGCUGAUCCCGGAGUCGGGCGGCGAGUUCGCCUACCUGUUCCACGGGCUCGGCCCACUGCACCGCUUUUUCGGCCCGCUCCCCGCCUUCUUACAGACGUGGACGACCAACUUCAUCACUAUGCCGGCGUCCACGGCCGUUCUCAGCCUGGCGUUCGCAGAGUACUGCGUCCAGCCGUUCUACGCCAGACCGUGCGCGCCGCCGCCGAUGGCGGUCCCGCUGCUGGCCGUGAUCACAUGCUGCCUGUUGACGUUCAUCAACUGCUACAGCGUCACUUGGGCCACACGGGCGCAGAAAAUUUUUACAGUGUCGAAGCUCGCUACCAUCGGUCUCAUUGUGGCAGCCGGCACGUAUUCUCUGGUUCAAGGCAACAGCCAGUAUCUGGCCACCGGCUUCCAGGGCAGCACAUCUUCUGUGGGCGACGUCGCCACGGCGUUCUACAGUGGGCUUUUUGCGUAUGACGGCUGGAAUAAUCUCAACUGCCUCACCGAGGAGAUCGUGAAGCCGGCUCGAAACCUGCCGCUGGCCAUCCUCAUCGCAGUGCCGCUCGUCACCGUCUGCUACAUCCUGACGAACGUGGCCUACCUGACAGUGCUGUCGCCGCAGCAGUUGCUGGACUCGUCGGCCGUGGCUGUCUCCUUCGCCGAGCGUGUGCUGGGUCCAGCCGCCUUCCUGAUUCCAGUGGGCGUGGCGCUGUCUGUGUGCGGCGCCCUCAAUGGCACCAUCCUCAGCACGGCCCGCCGCUGCUUCGCCUCCGCUCGCCAGGGCCACUUGGUCGAUGUGUUGAGCUUCAUCCACGUGCGUCGGCUGACACCGACCCCGGCGGCCAUGUUCAACUGUGGCAUCGCCGUCAUUAUGAUCACCGUCGGCAACAUCGGUAGUCUCAUCGACCUCUUCAGCUUCUGCGCCUGGAUCUUCUACGGUCUGGUGGUGCUGACGCUGAUCAUCCUGAGAAAGACCCGUCCGGCCGCAGAGCGGGCGUUCCGCGUGCCCAUCUGGAUCCCAUGGCUGGUGCUGCUCAUGUCCUGCUACCUGGUGGUGGGACCGAUGGUGGACAAGCCGCAGUUCGGGUACUUCUACGUCAUAGUCUUCCUGCUUUUCGCCGCGCCCGAGACCAUCCGCAGCAUGGCCGGCUUCUGCUGGGAGCCGGACAGCCGCGCCCGAGACCAUCUGCAGCAUGGCCGGCUUCUGCUGGGAGCCGGACAGCCGCGCCCGAGACCAUCCGCAGCAUGGCCGGCUUCGGCUGGGAGCCGGACAGCCGCGCCCGAGACCAUCCACAGCACGGCCGCCUUGUGCUGGGAGCCAUCUCGUACAGUGGAUUGA
This is a messenger RNA of Pollicipes pollicipes, 1728 nucleotides long. RefSeq names its product b(0,+)-type amino acid transporter 1-like. Gene Ontology annotation, biological process: amino acid transmembrane transport. NCBI's taxonomy places the organism in Eukaryota, Metazoa, Arthropoda, Thecostraca, Pollicipedomorpha, Pollicipedidae. The transcript is spliced from 3 exons. The record is from RefSeq and is a predicted model, not a curated record. Gene Ontology annotation, molecular function: L-amino acid transmembrane transporter activity. Gene Ontology annotation, cellular component: membrane. Bases 1 to 1728 code for a protein of 575 amino acids.